AUGUCGCCUCCGAAGAGCACUACUAAAAGGGAACAAGGAGGACGACAAGGGAACAAGACAGACAGUGAACGAAAAACAGGACAGAUAGUGAACGAGAACAGGACAGAUAGUGAACGAGAACAGGACAGACAGGGGAACGAGAACAGGUCAGACAGGGAACGAGAAACAGGACAGAUAGUGACCGAGAACAGGACAGACAGGGAACGAGGACAGGACAGACAGGGAACGAGGACAGGACAGAUAGGGAACGAGAACAGGACAGAUAGUGACCGAGAACAGGACAGACAGGGAACGAGAACAGGACAGACAGGGAACGAGGACAGGACAGAUAGGGAACGAGGACAGAUAGUGAACGAGGACAGGUCAGACAGGGAACGAGAACAGGAUAGACAGACAAACGAGAACAGGACAGAUAGGGAACGAGAACAGGAUAGACAGACAAACGAGAACAGGACAGAUAGGGAACGAGAACAGGAUAGACAGACAAACGAUAACAGGACAGAUAGGGAACGAGAACAGGAUAGACAGACAAACGAGAACAGGACAGAUAGGGAACGAGAACAGGUCAGACAGGGAACGAGAACAGGGCAGACAGGGAACGAGAACAGGACAGAUAGGGAACGAGAACAGGUCAGACAGGGAACGAGAACAGGGCAGACAGGGAACGAGAACAGAUCAGAUAGGGAACGAGAACAGGACAGAUAG
Pecten maximus is the source of this 705-nucleotide messenger RNA. RefSeq names its product RNA-binding protein 25-like. Lineage: Eukaryota; Metazoa; Mollusca; Bivalvia; Pectinida; Pectinidae. The transcript is spliced from 3 exons. The record is from RefSeq and is a predicted model, not a curated record. Bases 1 to 705 code for a protein of 234 amino acids.